AAGAGAAGGAACAAUAACCUUUGUCUAGAUGGUUAUAACCUACGAAGCAUAAAAGCCGCCGGAAUUCUCCAAAGAAAAAGAAAGCCCUUGUUUUGAGUGUAAAGCGAAGGCAUGGGGUUGACGAAUUUCGUGCUGACCGUGGCGGGUGUAAGCGCCGUUGUGCUUCUCCUCAGGAGUGACGUCAAGCAAUCUGCCUCCAUCUUCCGCCGCAACGUCAAGCACAUUCGUAACUGGCUUGAAGAAGAAUCUGCCGCCUCUUCCAAGUCAAUGGAGAAGUGCACUCCCAAAGAACUUGAUUCAAAGGUUCCUCCUAAAGACAUUCAUAAGGAGGACAAACAUUAAUGUUUAUGCAGGUGAUGCGGAUGUUACUGCAGUAAUUGUGUUUUUGUGUUUCUUACUGUCUUUUAAUGGAUACAUGUUUUUGAGUCUUUACUACAUAUUACUCUUGUAUAGUUGGAAAUAAUAUGGCAUGAUAAUUUUGCUUAUUCCUCAUUCCAAUUGGCUGUAAGUUCUUCGAAUUUAAGAUGUUGACUUUGGAUUGCAAGUCAUUUUACCACACUGUAAGGUGAUCUGUAUUUUAACCGAAACUUAGAGAUAGUUUUAGGGGAAAAAUAACUCAGACAUAAAUCUAAAUUUACUCU
Messenger RNA from Vigna angularis (adzuki bean), 641 nucleotides. RefSeq lists its product as uncharacterized. The transcript has 2 exons. The record is from RefSeq and is a predicted model, not a curated record. Lineage: Eukaryota; Viridiplantae; Streptophyta; Magnoliopsida; Fabales; Fabaceae. Bases 112 to 342 code for a protein of 76 amino acids.